This is a messenger RNA of Drechmeria coniospora, 3039 nucleotides long. RefSeq lists its product as uncharacterized. The record is from RefSeq and is a predicted model, not a curated record. Bases 1 to 3039 code for a protein of 1012 amino acids. NCBI's taxonomy places the organism in Eukaryota, Fungi, Ascomycota, Sordariomycetes, Hypocreales, Ophiocordycipitaceae. The transcript is spliced from 3 exons.
AUGGUCAUGACUAGGUCGAAGCGGGCGAAGCGGAUCGUCCGCUGUCUGUCCGUGGCUCAGCACGAGGACCGCGCCCUCGGCUGCUCGACCACUCCGCUUAUCAGAUAUAAUUUGCUGCACAACUACCAUCGCUGCAUCCAUGUCUUCGUCGACCUCGGCGAGCCCUCGGAACCGUUCUCGUUUCCUUCCUCUUUUGACGCGAUGCCCAAGUUUCUUAGGUCACAGCUGGACGCCCAGAAGAUUGCUGACGGAACCAGACUCUGGUCGCAGGUGAUACCCAUCCUGACCUUCAUCCAAUCCAACCUUCGACGAUUGGGAAAGCUGCGCGGGUUUCCGACCCUGUUUGUCUGGUACUGCCGAGAAAACCACCGCUCCUACUUCUUCUUCGCUUUUGUCGACGUCAAGAUGGUUUCCAAAACCUACAGUGCUCGCGAUCUCCUUCGCAUGAAAGAUCAUUCGGCUGAGAAGGAAUUCUACGACCGCCUCUACGAGAAGCUCCGCCACGACACCAGCUUUGAUGAAAUCUUUCGCCUGCCUUCGGACCGCGCGCUUCCCUUGAUCCGGGAGGAAGAUGCCGGCGCCUACGGCGGCAUUCCGAUGCAUUCUCGGGUCAAGAAUUCCCUCGCACUCGCCAAGAGUACGGCUGCCCGCCAGCUGGACGGCACCGACUAUGAGUGGAAGUAUCGGGGCCGCAGCGAGUCCGACGAGGACAUGCCUCAGCCCAUUGGCAGCCCGGCUGGUAUUGAUGCGCAGAAAGACGAGGGCUUCCAGAGGUUUUACAAGGCUGUCAUAUCGCCGACUCACGUUCGCGUCACGGCGGGAGGCCGGAUCGUACCCAACAACCGAGGUGCCUCGUCGCCGACGGUGAACCGGGCCAAGGGUUCGACGGCGGCAGAAGUCAGGCUUGCCGGCCGAACCAUGACGAGGGAUCAGCAGGACCUCGGCCAGUAUGCUAUUCCUCAGGUCCCAAUCGGUGCCUAUCCACAUAUGAUCCCUUUCAAUCCUGGAAUGACGCAUGGGGUCCAUCCUGGCAUGGCGGCCGCUCCCCCUUCCUUCCCCAUGAUGCCUUGGCAAUUCGGACCACUGGUCCACCACCUGCCUCACGUGGGCCAGAUUCCGGCUGCCGCUUCCAAUACGAGGAACCCGGUGCUUGCGGUGCAAGGUGACAGGCAAACCGAAGCCGGGAAUCCCGACGCCUCCGGCAAUCAUCGCAUGCCGCCGCCGGAGCAUUUCGAUCACAGUCGCCCCUUUGGCUACAACGGCCAGUGGAUGAUGCCUCAGGGGUUUCCCUACAGCCCCAUGCCUGUCGCUGGGUUUCCCGUCCCCAUGGCCGGGCCUCCGAUGGUGCAGCCCCGGUUUGGGGUCCAUGCCAUGAUGCAGGUCCAAGCCAUGCGGCCAGACUCGUCGAUGAAUUCUCACCCAUUGCCAUCCGCCAGCAUGUCGGCAUCGGCAGCCGUCGCAAACCCUCCCACCUCGUCGAUCCGCAAGAGCGAAGUGACGAGGCGGCAGCUGGCAAACCUCCGGCAACAUCUCAGGUAUGCAGAAGACCAGCUCCAGUAUAACCGGCACCAAAUUGACGAGGCCCUGGUCGAACAACAAAUCCUUUCGCUUCGUUCGCACAUCCAAAUGUUCGAGAAUUAUCUCGAGCUUCAUCUUAAGAGCGAAGAGAGCCAGAAGCAGAAGUUAGAAGGUGCCGACGAGUCGAGCGGCGCGCCGUCUUCUCGCGACGAACCUGGUUCGCAGGCUUUGGCGACGAGCGACGCGAAUUCAGGCCUCGAGGGCCAGAGUGUGUCCGCGUUGCAGGAUGAGGUGCAACAGAAUUGUGCUGUCAAGGAGCAGAAGAGUACCGAGAGGUCGACUCAACUUCCCCCGGGCUCCAGUUCUACCCGGCCACCGCCACUCAAGAGUGCUCUUAAGAAGCCUCGCGCUGCUGAACCCACCAAGAAGCAGUCUACUCUUCCGGUCGGUGCGGCCUUGGCCCCUCCAUUUCAGCCCCGAACAGAUGGCGCGACGUCGGCUUCGAUGAUUGAAUGCUCUGCGGGCUUGGCUCGCCCUAUUCCCCCGAGCGAUUCAUUGCCUAGCGUCCCGGCCGUGUUCGUCGACACGGGUGCGAACAUGAAUAACUCGACGCCUUAUCUUGUGGGAACCCUUCCUUGCGGCCUCGAUCCAGCUUUCGCGAGAGACACCGACUACCUGUACAAGCGCUCGCUGAGUGAAGACGAGCUUCGUGCUCGUCACAUGUAUUGGGGGAACACGCCUCGAAAUUUGCAAAAGGGGCUGCCCAAGUUUGACGGCAGGGACUUUUACCCGCCGUCUCCUGUCGGUGAUUCAUCGCCUGAACCCUCGCCUGAACCAGAGGCCGUGACCAGCCCGACGGUGCCGCGCCGCCGAGUCCCAGUUGGAACCCGUGCCGACUACGUCUUGACCAAGAAAAAGGCCGACAGCGACCCGUUCGGGUCCCUGCGAGCCGGAAAGAGGCCUGCUCGGAGCCAUGCGACACAAUCAGAGCACCUGCCGCCGAGGAUGGGAUCAUGCUCGGACUCCACGACGGCUUCGGUAGAUAUGAGUCCAGGCCAGGGUAGGAGCCAAAACGGGCGAAGCUGUGAAGACUUUCGCAAAGCUCUGGGCGAAGCUGUUCAGUCUGCUCCUAGUGGGUGCCAGGACAAGCCGGCGUCGGACUCUGGCGACGACUCGAAUAUUCUGUUCAAGGGCCGCAAGAACACAUGCAUCAGCAAGAGCAAGAGCUCUGGUGAUAUGCUGCCGACCAUGUUGAAGAAGGGCAAAUCGAGCGGGACGGCAGUUCCCGGGACGGUUUCGUCGAUGACGGCACGGGGUGUGCUGCCCAACUACGCCGGCCAUGCAACGGCGUCUCUUUCGCCGGCCAUUGCUACCAUUUCUGCCUCCCCAAAGAAUGUCUGCCCCAGGACUGCAGGUCCAGGCGAUGCCGGCGGUGUCGGCCGUUACGAGGAGACCAAGAUGGAGAAUCGACCUCCGGCCUGUUCCAACGUUAAUGGAAUGGCUCGUCGCGGCGGCUGCUGA